Fundulus heteroclitus (mummichog) is the source of this 1174-nucleotide messenger RNA. Its product is annotated as RRP15-like protein. Gene Ontology annotation, biological process: maturation of 5.8S rRNA; maturation of LSU-rRNA. The transcript has a single exon. The coding region runs from base 88 to 834 and encodes 248 amino acids. The record is from RefSeq and is a predicted model, not a curated record. Gene Ontology annotation, cellular component: preribosome, large subunit precursor. Lineage: Eukaryota; Metazoa; Chordata; Actinopteri; Cyprinodontiformes; Fundulidae.
AGAACGAAGGCCGACAGAACACCAACAAGCGCAUGCGCGAAAGGAGAGAACCUAAGUUCGCUUCCGGUUCACUGCUUCUCCGACCGCAUGAUGGCUGUCCGUAGUGGAAACGUGUCUCAGAAUACUGAAGAAGACUGUCAACUUGAAGACGACCACCAACAGAGCGACUCCGAAGGAGGAAGUAUUAAUGAAGUCUCCGAUGCAGGAGAGAGCGCAGACAACGACGAUGGCGACGAAGCGGACAGAGAAAACGGCGAGGACAACGACUCUGACGCCGUCGGCGGAUGGGCAGAUGCCAUGGCAAAGAUCCUGGGGAAGAAAACUGCGCAGAGCAAGAGCGGCAUCCUGGUUAAGAGCAAAAAGGAAACGGUGACAAAGGAGCAGCUGGAGAAAAAGAAACAGAUCGACAAGAAGCGAAUGUGGGAAAUGAUGUGUCGAGAAAAGCCCGACAUCGUGCGGGACCGUGACACCGAGAAGGCGCUGCAGAGGACCGCCACCAGGGGGGUGGUGCAGCUCUUCAACGCCGUGAGGAAACACCAGAAAAACGUGGGCGAAGCGCUGAAAGAGGUCGGCGGCUCCGAGAGGAAGAAGGCUAAGAUCAUGUCCUCCAUCUCCAAGAAAGACUUCAUCGGUGUGCUCAGGAGGACGGAGGAAGGGGACGGAGCCCCGGUCAAGACUGAGAACGACCUCCCCCCUGAGCAGAAGCCGGCGUGGAGUGUCCUGAGAGAGGACUUCAUGAUGGAAGCCAGCAUGAAGGACUGGGACAAGAAAAGUGACACAGAGGAGGCAGAACCCCGCAAAGGAGGGACGAAGGGUGCGAGUGGCUUGGACUGAACCAAAUAAAGGGGGACACUGGACCGUAGAGACGAGUUUUAACACCUGAAUCUGCUCCCAUAAUCUGGAUGUUUUUUGUUUUUGUUACAAGUCUUGUUCCAUCGCUGUCAUCUUAUGCAGCCUAAAAGAAAUACAAAUACACUCAGAAAUCAUCCCUGUCAAGAUACUCCACUGUAAAAAUAAAUGUGUAACAUCAGAUUAUUGCUAUGUUGUGAUGUUCUACAUGAUGAUGCUGCUGAAAAAAACAUUUUUGUCAGAUGAAAGAAUUGCAACUUUAUAUUUUCAGAGUCUAUUUUCUUUUUUUUAUAUGAAUAAACAAGUCACGCUUGAUUUAAAAAUA